This is a messenger RNA of Leptosomus discolor (cuckoo roller), 816 nucleotides long. NCBI's taxonomy places the organism in Eukaryota, Metazoa, Chordata, Aves, Leptosomiformes, Leptosomidae. The record is from RefSeq and is a predicted model, not a curated record.
AGUCACCCCUGGGAAACGGUAACGACGGCUGCCAUGCAGAAAUACCCAAAUCCCAUGAACCCCAGCGUGGUUGGAGUGGAUGUCCUGGACAGACAUGUAGACCCUAGUGGGAAGUUGCACAGCCACAGACUCCUCAGUACCGAGUGGGGAAUACCCUCCAUUGUGAAAUCGCUCAUUGGCACGUGCAGAACAAAGACGUAUGUUCAGGAGCACUCUGUGGUUGACCCAGUGGAAAAAACAAUGGAGCUUAAAUCCAGUAAUAUUUCCUUUACAAACCUAGUGUCAGUAGACGAGAGGCUUGUCUAUAAACCACACCCUCACGACCCAGACAAAACCAUUUUGACACAAGAAGCAAUAAUAUCUGUGAAAGGUGUCAGUCUCAGCAGCUACCUAGAAGGGCUAAUGGCAAACACAAUUUCUUCCAAUGCUAAUAAAGGCCGGGAAGCAUUGGAAUGGGUAAUUAAUAGACUAAAUGCUGAAAUUGAAGAGUUCACGGCUUCAGAGAGGAACCAUGAGGAAUUCAAUGGCAGCAGCAGCAUUUGUAGAGAAAUGAUAGUAAAUAUACCUGCAUUACUAACGAGGUUUAACAACCUGAAGCUUCUCUCCGAACCUAAACAGUGUAUCCUUUGUUAUUUAAAGGCAUACCUGCACAUUAGGCAUGUUUCAAAUUUAAUCUGGAGAAAAGCUGAAUUGUUACUAAUGCGGCUGAUGUGGAAAGCCUAGUCAAUAUUUUGGUUCAGCUGAACCGAAUUUCGGUUACAGAUGAAGUAGUAAUUAAUUUUUUUUAAAAAAGUAUAGUUUCUGUAUUUACAUGAA